UCUCUACUGUAGAAUACUUGUGUGUGUGGGUGCCGGCGGCCGCCGGCGAGGCGUCCUGGCCCCCGCUUCUUGCUCCAAGCGCGCCCCGGCCCCGCCACCUCAAGCCAGACUAACAAGCGCCCUUCAGAGAAGUUACCAGAAAGGAAUGAGAUGGAGGAGGAGCACAGCGGCGGGGUGCGGCGGAGGUGGCUCGUCGACGUCGCCCGCUGGCACCCCUCCCCCGCGCAGUUCCAAGCCGCGGCUGCCCUCCUGCCGCCGCACCACCGCCAUGCCAUCGCCAGGUUCGUCAAAGAGGAAGACAGGAAACGAGCGCUCAUCAGCCGGCUGCUCCAGUACUCGCUUGUGCACCGUGUUCUUGGCAUCCCAAUCCACCAAAUCGACAUACGCCGAACAAUUGAAGGGAAGCCGUAUCUGGAGAAUGGCCCUCCGGCCUUCAGAAACUUCAAUUUCAACACGUCGCAUCAGGGUGACUACGUCAGCAUAGCAUCAGAGCUGCUUUGCCUUGUUGGCCUUGAUAUUGUGUGCAUCUCUAAGCCUCAGGGAGAAACCACCGUGGAAUUCCUUAAGAACUUCUCUUCAUACCUCACAGUCCAUGAGUGGGACUGCAUUGGUCGCGCUGCCGGUUCCAUUGGGAUGUUAGCAGAGUUCUACAGGUACUGGUGUCUCAAAGAAGCAUUUGUUAAAGCUGUAGGCGCUGGGGUUGGAUUUGGGCUGCAUCGCUUGGAAUUUCACCAUGUUGAAUGGAGUAAUAUCUCUGUCUACAUUGACGGGAUAAAGUCUAAGAAAUGGAGGUUCUGCCUUUUCAAGCUUGAUGAAAUGCAUUUGGCGUCCAUAGCGAAAGGGCAUCCGGAGGAUGCUAUACACAGCUUCAAGACAACAUUGUCUAAUGUGGUUGUUGAGGAAGAAGAAUUUUAUGCUGCACUAGAGAUCCCAGAAGAAACUUUCACUCUACAGACAGUGGAGCAACUUACACAAUUAUACUCUUAGCUGGCUAGCUUCCUUAAAUUGUGCAGUAACACACUAGUGCAGGAUUAUAUCAAGAGAUGAAACGCCUCAGGCUUAUUAAUUUCCAGUUGUAAACUACUGCAGGAAUGAAUAAAGAGAUGGCAUAUAUGCAUGAAGGUGUCAAAUAAGUGGAUUACAUCGAGCAGAUAAAAAAUCUUGAAACUAGAAAGAUAGAUGUAUACCUGCUACAUGUAAGCCAAUUUUUAUUCAGAACAAGGAUGGAUGAUUUAUGCUCAGAGCUUUUACCAGAAUGAUUUAUUAGGAUUUUUUUCCCACUGGAUAUUUCGGCCGUAUACAGCUAUCUUAUUUGGAUUUCAGAGGCCUCUCAAGGUUGAAACAUUCUGCAUGGCUGCUUCCAGGUGAUAGAGAUCCGAGGCGUGGAGGAUUAUUCUGUAAAUUAUGUAGAGAUCUUGAAUCAUCAGGACAGAUAAUGUUUUAGUUGCCUUUUGGUAAAAUUUCAUUGAUGUGUCUAUUGAGAUUGAAAA
Molecule: messenger RNA, 1490 nt
Organism: Hordeum vulgare subsp. vulgare (domesticated barley)
Lineage: Eukaryota; Viridiplantae; Streptophyta; Magnoliopsida; Poales; Poaceae
Product: L-aminoadipate-semialdehyde dehydrogenase-phosphopantetheinyl transferase-like
Exons: 5
Coding region: 151-987 (278 amino acids)
Cellular component (GO): cytosol
Molecular function (GO): holo-[acyl-carrier-protein] synthase activity; magnesium ion binding
Source: RefSeq, a predicted model, not a curated record